Messenger RNA from Hippoglossus stenolepis (Pacific halibut), 1479 nucleotides. Its product is annotated as coxsackievirus and adenovirus receptor homolog. Lineage: Eukaryota; Metazoa; Chordata; Actinopteri; Pleuronectiformes; Pleuronectidae. The record is from RefSeq and is a predicted model, not a curated record.
CUGCUGGAGGAGGAGCUCAGCGCGAGGAGCAGCACACUCCUGCUUGAUCCUCUGUUUCCCAUUACCAGGCGUUUGGAUGUAGCAUCUGCAUUCAGGCAGCAGCAGCAGCAGCAGCAGCAGCACUAUGUGGAGACUAAGCUGCAGGCGCCGGGUGUCAGCUCUCUGCCUCGGCUGCCUGCCCUGGAUCUCUGGCUUCUUGUUACACACUGCAACUCUCCUGAGCAUGGGACUGGGAUAUGCACAAGGGCUGCAGGUGACAUCCACCGGCCCACUGGUCAUCCAGAAGGCAGAGGGCGAGAGUGUGAUUCUGGGCUGCGGCUACACACUGAGCCCCUUUGACAGCGGAGAACUCGACAUCGAGUGGUCGGUGGUCAGUCCGGACACCACGAAGAAAGAUCAGAUGCUGUUGUCCUACACCGGCGGCACUGAAUACGUCCACGGCGACGCCGCUCUCGCACACGGGCUCCGCUUCGCCGCCCCUGACCCCUCGAGAGGUGACGCUUCACUUUCAGUCGCUGCGCUGUCACCUGCGCACAGUGCGACCUACCAGUGCAAGGUGAAGAAAUCACCUGGAGUGGACACGCGCAAGGUGUCACUGGAGGUGAUGGUGAAGCCGUCUGUGCCUAAGUGCUGGGUGGAGGGGGGGGAGCUGCUGGGGGAAGCUGUGGCUCUGCACUGUCAGUCUGCACGAGGCUCCGCUCCCCUCACAUACUCGUGGAGGAGAGAGGAGGCCCCCAUCCCUGAUACAGCCACGCAGAACCGUGUGACCGGCGAGCUGAGAAUCAGCAACCACUCGCAGAGCUUGGCAGGAUUCUACCUUUGUGAGGUGAACAAUGCUGUGGGAGCCGAGCGCUGCAGGAUCAACCUGAAAGCAAACAAACCUCCAAACAGAGCGGCGGUGAUUGUCGGCACCGUCGUGGGCUCCCUGCUCCUCAUCCUCAUCCUGCUGCUCUUCAUCGGGCUCCUUUACUGGAAGUUGAGCGGCAGAUUCCGCUACGAGAAGGAAUUCUCCAAUGAGAUCAGAGAGGAUGUCCCGCCUCCUGAGAGCCGUCCUGCCAGUCGCCACACGAGCCGGACUGUCAGUCAGCACCCACGGGUGACCUACAGUCCGGUGGGAGGGGGUGGGACUGAAGUGAGCUCUCUCAGUGACGGACCCACACAUCCACCCUCCUGCUCCACACCAGUCAAAAGCAAACCGGUCGAAUACGACGACAGGAACGGACACGCAGUUUGAACCAAACUGAGGAAAAUCUACCUCCCGUCGUUGAAGAGAAGAGUCGAGAAAGUUUGGGAAGUUGAAUUUUUGAAAAUGCGAGUUACAGAGUUUCAUGAACUGAACUCGAAGCUGUGCAAUGUGAACAUUUGUUAUUUAAAAGAAGUUUUCUUCUAGAGCUAAACAAUGAAGUUAUUACAUUUUAUAUUCUGAUUUCUUUUGGUCAAAAUGUUUUUUAUAAUUUGCAAUAAAGCAUUAAAAAUAAA